GUUUGCACGACGCCCUAAAGAGUGUGAGAUUUGAGCGAGCUACAGCUCCAGGUCUCCUAAUAACCCGGCACUCGCUUGACGAUCGGCCUCAGCAAAUAUUGCAAGGUUCAGGCAACCGUGCGUCGCCAUCGCCACCCGCCCGUGCGCCUCUGUUCAAUACAGGGAACAAUCCGCUUGUGUUGGUACGCAGUGGACGCCCCACCCAGUCACCGUCCACUACCUUCGGCGGUUCCCGAGAGCCGAGUGGCUGUCGACACCAACGCGAUCAUAGGAAUUAAAGUUGAACUUCAAUCAUGGCGAUGAAGAAUUUGCUGUCGAAAUUGAAUGUCAUUCAAGAUACUUUCUCUAAACUACAAUAUGAUCCGAUAGAGCUUCCCAGGAUUGUAGUCGUGGGCUCGCAGAGCGCUGGCAAGUCGUCAGUGCUGGAGUCGUUGGUGGGCCGGUCUUGCCUGCCACGAGGAUCCGGGCUCGUUACUCGCUGCCCUCUGAUACUUCAGCUGCACCACGUGCCCCGUGGCAGCAACCCCUAUGACCACGACGAGUGGGCAAAGUUUCUGCACGACCCAGAUCGUAUGUAUUUCGGCGAUGAGGAGAUUCAAAAUGAAAUAAUGGCGGAGACUAUCCGUUUGGCCGGCAACAACCAAAACAUAAUAUCGACACCGAUCACCCUGAAAGUUUACUCGCCCGAAGUGGUGAAUCUGACGCUCGUCGAUCUGCCGGGCCUAACCAAGGUCGCUGUCGGUGACCAGCCUGAGAACAUAGAGGAACAGGUCGAAGAGCUGAUCAUGGAUUACAUCGCACCUGCUUCUACCAUCAUCUUGGCGGUAAUGACGGCCACUGCAGAUAUGGCAACGAGUGAAAGUCUGAAACUCGCCAAACGGGUGGAUCCGACAGGGGAGCGUACGAUUGCCGUCGUAACGAAAAUAGAUCUCAUGGAUCGAGGUACCAAUGCCGCAGACAUAUUAGCAGGCAUGGUCAUUCCAGUCAAACUAGGAAUCAUUGGUGUGGUAAACAGAUCCCAACAUGAUUUAAACUCCAAAAUGAGUUUGAGAGAAAUGCGUCGUAAGGAAAGUCAAUUCUUUGAAGAACAUUACAGGGAUAUUGCUGCCAGAGCUGGUUCUGCGCAUCUGGCUGCUCGGCUUGAAGAACUGCUUUCGAAUCACAUCAAUCGAUGCAUUCCUGAUGUCCAGAAUAAACUACGAGAAGGGAUAACAAACUGUACUAAGAUUCUGGAAGAAUGUGGUGAAUUCCUGCAUGACAAGAAAUCUGCUUUGAUGAGCAUCGUGACGGACUUCAGUAAACAGUUCCAAAGUCUGUGUGAUGAGGGAUCUGCAGACUAUCAAUCCUUGGAAUUGGUUGGUGGUGCCAAACUGUGCGACAUUCUGCACGGUAAACUAGAAAAGGCCUUAACAAUGGCUGCCCCUUGCAAAUCUUACACCACGGAUGAAGUUUUGGUUGCCAUGCGGCAGUCUAAUGUUUUAAAGCCACCAUUUUUGGUUUCUCAGUUAGCAUUUGAGAAACUGAUGAAACCUCUGAUAAAGACUAUGAAAGGGCCGACCGUGGCGUCUGUGGAAGCCGUUCAAGAGGAAUUGAUGAACAUGUGUCAGUCAUGCAUCCCGGCGCAAGCUCAUCGUUUCCCACGCCUUAAACAAGAUAUAACCCGAGCAAUGAAGGAAACUAUUGAAAAAUGGGUUGAAAAGGUCAAGAUGAUGGUGGAAGAGUUUGUGGCGUCAGAAUGCAGCCACAUAACUUAUCAUCGAAUAUCUGGUGUGGUAAUGAAUGAUAUCUUGGCAAAUGGUGAGUCUGAAGAGGGAGAAUGUGAGAGUGACGAAGAUGAUAGUAUUGAUCACACUACGCAUUUCAAUGAGGGUGGUGCUAUGAAGCUACAGCUUGUGAGGCAAUUCAAAGAGGAGAAACAUAAAGAUAAACGAGCCGAAAUUGCCUCUCAGGUUGACCUAUUGACAAUGUCCAGUAAGGACAAAAAGCAGAUCAACAUUCUAGGUAGUAUGAUUGACCAUUACCACCGAUUAGUCGCACAAACUUUGCAAGACUGCUCGGCUAAAGCUGUAGUCAAUUUCCUCGUGACGAAGGUGCGGGACUCGCUGCCCUUGGGGCUUUUUUCUGAUCUGCAAGGAGAUUUGGAUCGUUUGUUUGAGGAAAACCCAGAAAUAGAUCGCAAGCGUCGAGAAACCUGCAAGAGAGAAAUGGCGCUGUCGGAGGCUCUACGAGUCAUCACAGACCUCGAAGAUUAAUUGCAAGAAGUUAAGCUACAAGAACUGUUCCUUUUGCUAGGUGUGCUGCACUCUCAUCCCAAUGAAUAACCAUUUUCAAAAUUAAGUCAUUCAUGUGGGGUGAAAGGAUUCUUGUGACUUCGAAUAUUGUGUGCUAUUUUAAUGAGGCAGCUUCACUCAUGUAACAGAUUUUUCUUUUUAAUGGAAAGGUUAGCCAAGGACACCGUUCGUGCGUCUUGAUGUCAGAUCAAAAUGGGUCGUACGCACAUGGAAAACCGAAAAACUGAUGCUGCCUUUGUUAAUUUUUCUUCAAAUUUAUUUUAUUUAAUCUUCAUUUUAUUCUGAGAACUUAAAUGUUAUGGUUGAUCUUUGCAUGUGUUGAGGGUAUCAUAUGCUUAGUGGGUGGUUAUUAUGCUAGCUGAGGGAACUAAAAAGGGUUAUUUAGUUUCGUCAGGAUUUAAUUUUAUGGAGGUACGAUAUUUUUACGUUUUUUUACAAUAUGUGUAUCUGGGCCAAGUCUUAAUUAAGAUGAAGAGUGUUCAAUUCAUAUAUGUUUACGUGUUUUGUUCUUAUGUCAUUUUACUUAUCUUUGAAUAAUACUAAUAUUUUUAGAAAAUAAGCUUGACGGGAGAACAUUUCGUUCUAUAGUAUCGUGUUUGACUCUGUGUGCUUACAUGUUGGGGUUGAUCUUUGCAUGUGUGGAGGGUAUCAUGAUUCGUAGUUUACUUGAAGGAAUUAAGGAAGGAUCAGCUAGUUUCUUCAGGAUAUAAUUUUAUGGAAGUUCAAUAUUCCUGUGGUUUUUUACAAUAUGUGUAUCUGGGCCAAGACUUGAUCAAGAUGAAGAGUGUUCAAUUCAUAUAUUUUUACUGGUUUUGUAUUAACGUCUUUUUACCUAUCUUUUAAUAAUACUAACAUUUUCACUCAAUAGGCUUGACGUGAGAACAGUUCGUUCCUUAGUAUCGUGUUUGACUGACGUGUUCUCAGCAAGCCGAAACUGUUUCAUUUAGGUUAACUGAAAUAAACUUUUGUCGUUUCUUUCACUAA
Thrips palmi is the source of this 3275-nucleotide messenger RNA. RefSeq names its product dynamin-1-like protein. Gene Ontology annotation, cellular component: microtubule; cytoplasm; membrane. The record is from RefSeq and is a predicted model, not a curated record. NCBI's taxonomy places the organism in Eukaryota, Metazoa, Arthropoda, Insecta, Thysanoptera, Thripidae. The transcript is spliced from 12 exons. Gene Ontology annotation, molecular function: microtubule binding; GTP binding; GTPase activity. The coding region runs from base 294 to 2252 and encodes 652 amino acids.